CGAGUACCGACCGACCGGCCGCUGCACAUUGAGCGCGAUAUUGUCACACUUUGCGCGCGAAAGUGUCAUUUGUGACGUUUCUAUUGUGUUCUUAUUUGCGGAUUUAUUGAUUAGACGGAAGGCUUUUUGCACGCAGAAAGAUGGGUUCGUUGCCGCGAGUCUCCGUGACGUCUGGGGCGCGAGUGUCGGUGCAGGCAGCGCCGCUUCCCGACCGUCUACAGUGUCGCUCGGCAGACAGGACCGCCUUGCUAUACUCAGAUGAAACGUGCAGCGUCCGAGUGAGCUACGCGGAACUGGAUGGGAGGACCAACGCUAUGGGGCGGGCCAUAGCUGCGCACGCGCGGCCGGCGGGGCCCAACCGGGACCGCGAUUACGUCAUAGCUGUCUGUAUGCAGCCCUCCCACAACACGAUACUCACACUGCUGGCCACGUGGAAGGCCGGUGCCGCCUACGUACCCCUGGACCCCAGCUUCCCUCAGGCGAGGGUCUCCCACAUCCUGGGCGAUGCACAGCCCUCUCUCAUCAUAUACGAUGACACAGUCAACCCUUCGACGUUUGCUAGCAGCGGUGUGGCAGCCAUAUCGUUCGAGGAGCUAUCACUGGAAGCCAGCUCGCUGCCGGCCGACAGACCCAGCGACACGGAAGUCCUGGCCCAGAACACCGUUGAUACCAUCGCCAUUGUUCUUUACACUUCUGGGAGCACUGGCAUUCCUAAAGGAGUCCGUCUGCCGUACUCGGCGAUUUGCAACCGUCUCUGGUGGCAAUUCCGCACGUUCCCAUUCUCGGACACUGAGAGCACGUGCGUGUGGAAGACCGCCAUCACAUUUGUUGACGCUGUGAGCGAGAUCUGGGGACCGCUGCUGCAUGGGAGGACGCUGCUCAUACUGUCCAAGGAGACCACGCGCGAUCCUCAGAAAUUGGUGCAGGUUUUGGCUGAAAAUCAAGUGGAACGCUUAGUCCUGGUGCCAACGUUACUCCAGUCUAUUCUCAUGUGUCUGUCACUCAACCGGUCAGAACGACCUCUACGCCGGCUCAAGUUGUGGGUCUGUUCCGGGGAGACACUGAGCAAAGAGUUAGCUGCGAGGUUCUUCCAAUACUUCGGUGACCAUGACGGCUUCAAGCUUGCCAACUUCUACGGAAGCACGGAGGUCAUGGGCGAUGUGACGUAUUACGUAAUGGAGAAAUAUUCGCAGAUAGAUCUCUUUCCCACAAUUCCUAUAGGUAGACCACUGGAUAACUGCGCUGUCUUCCUAUUGGAUGAGAAGAUGAACCCGUCACGAGAGUCGGACACUGGCGAAGUAUGGGUGGCAGGGCAGAACCUCGCUCGAGGCUACGUGGGCGGUCAGGCUCCUGAGAAGUUCUGCGACAACCCACACGCUUCACAUCCAGAUUACAGCCGCUUAUACCGUACGGGAGACUACGGUAUUCUGUACAAAGGUGUGAUUCUGUACGCGGGCAGAACAGACUCGCAGAUCAAGAUAAGAGGGCACAGAGUGGACUUGCAAGAAGUUGAGAGGGCUGUCGCGGCAAUCCAAGGAGUUGAGAAAGGUGUCGUAUUGUGCUAUGGGCUACAAUAUGGGAACCCUGAGAUCCUGGCGUUUGUGAAGCUUGCCCCUAACGUGCGUCUUAACGGACAGAGGAUUGAGAGCGCGCUGAAGGAGGUGCUAACAAACUACAUGAUACCUCAGGUGAUAAUAAUAGAAAGUAUACCACUUCUUGUGAACGGUAAAGUGGAUAGACAACAGCUGCUGAAGAUGUUCGAGAACACAAACAAUAAUGAUGAUACGAUAAUAUCUCUGGACUAUGACUAUUCCGACGUGCACCCUGAAAAUAUCGAAGCAGCCCGUGCUUUGUUUGAGACGGUUGGAGAAGUUCUGGGCAGGUCGGCGCGAGGAGCAAUAUCUUUGAGAGCCGGCUUCUAUGAGCUGGGGGGAAACUCUCUUAAUUCAAUAUUUACCAUCACCAAGUUGAGGGAAAAAGGAUUUUAUAUUGAAAUAAGUGACUUUCUUGGCGCAUUAAGUCUUGGAGAAGUGCUGCGUCAUAUGUCAACCUCACCUGAAGGUACGGAGGAGUCACCCAAAUUUAAUGUGGCGCAGAUGAGAGAUGAGCACAAAGACCGAGUUAUUGAAAUGAUCGUUUCGUCGUUCUACGAGAAGGCAGAGUUAGAACAGUUCCUCCGCAGUGAGAUUCAUGUGCGGGACUACGCACGCUGCAUCGACGCUUGCUGGCAACCACUUUUGCUUGCAGACCUCAGCGUGGUACUGGAGAACAAUGAAGGUACACCCGUCGCUGUUGCAUUGAACUUCGACGCAAGAGAUGAACCGGAUAUAGAGUUGGCUGGAGGAUUGGCAAAAAUCAUGACGUUCUUGGAGUUCGUGGAGGGAAAAGUGAGGGACACAAUGCUGCCAGAAGGAAAAGGUACGAUUCUCCACUCGUUUAUGAUGGCGACGUGUUCCAGUUUGAGUGCCGCUGACAACGUAGCAGCUAUUCGCCAGCUGGAGAUCGCGUCAAUGAACAUCGCUCGGGAGAGGCGGUUUCUUGGUAUUUUCACCACGAAUACCAGUCCAUUGACACAGCAACUCGGCACAGAUGUUUUUGGCUUCCAGACUCUUCUAGACUACCAAAUCAACCAAUACGCAGACCCCAACGGCAACAGACUCUUCGCAUUGGCCCCAGACGAUAUGAAGGCUGUCGUAUGUUGGAAGCCAGUGGAAUAACACAUAAUAUUAAUUACAGUACAUUCAAUUAUAUCUACACCUUUUGUUAACAUUCAAAUAACAAAAAUAUCAAUGGAUAAAAUGAGAAGUCUUGCCAGAUAUUUUAGAACAUUUUGUUAAGCAAUUGUUUCUUAUGUGAUUUGGCUCAUUGUACUAUGCAUGCAUGAUAAAGUACAAUAUUAAUAAUAUAUUUACUAUGUACAAAAUAGUGAGAAUUUAAAGAGCUCACGGUUGCGCCUAUUUAGUAUAAGACAAAAUUAAAUUUAUCUUUUUAUUUCCAUAUUGUUUGGUCAAUUUUGGUAAUGGUAAGGUUAAUAACAUUACUCGACUCAGAAACUAUGCUAUAUGUAUAUUUUUUAAUACUUUAUCAAUCGUUAGUUAGUAGUAAUAGUUUAACAAAUGGAGUAAAUAGUUAUAACUUUGUUGAUAAAUUUUAAUAUCACUAAAAUGUAAUGUUAAAAAAUUUAAACUCGAAUUACGUUCAUGAAAUAUAUUUGUAAUUAUUUCAAUGGAAAUGUAUUAAAUUCCUAUAUAAUUGACAUUCAAACCUUGUUCGCAUACAAGGCCAUAUUUAAAAGUUAGUGUUAUGAAAAAAUCUGCAUUCUACAUUCAUGUACAUGCAAGACAUUUCACAUACCUACUUAGAUAAUUUAUACGUCUAUAUAGUCUCUUGCUGUUAGACAACCGAUAAAAUCAGACCCGGUUUACUACUUUAGUAUGCGUGACAACCUACGUCUUACACUCGCAAUUUGUAUGACAAUUUUAAACUCAUUUUUUUCGACGUUUUCACAACAGUCAUAGUCUAUCUAGACGUAUAAAUGAUCUUAAGUGCCAUAAUUUAUUUAAGAGAGAACAAAUAUUUGUCUUACGAUCUACCUGUCUUAGCCAACGUUACCAAAAACCUUUGUUGAUUUAUAUUAAUUGUCAAAAUGAGUACGACGCGUAAUUGGUGAAUUAUACUAUCACUGUACAGAUAUUACUAUAAACCUUCCCGCCAGAACAGGGACGGACGUGGUUCUAUUGACGUCUGCAUGAUACAGUCUAUAGAGUAUAGACUAAGGACAAAAAAAAAACAGUAUAAAGUCUAAAGAGUAUAAACUGAUGACUAUUGCAGCGUCUGACGUCACUAUAACAUCACAAGAUGGCCGCCUGUCAUAUUCUGGCGCGGGGAUUUAACAACAGGCUGUUGUUUAACGGCCGUUUUCAUUUUCAUAUCAUCAUAAUGUAUCUCUAGUUACGGAUACAUGAUUGCUGUCGCCGUUUAAUGACAAUAUCUUAUCUAUCCAUAGUUAUGUCCAAUAUAGUUAUGUCCAAUAUAGUUAUAGUUCAAUGAUUUAUGUCGAUAAGUUAUUGAAAUGUAAAUAAGCGUAAAAGGAUAACCAUUUAUUGUAUCGGUAAUGACAUAAUAAGUUAUUUAUUCGUACAGUCUGACCCAGCAAAGAUAACAUUGAUGAAGAAUUACAAAUUGUAAGUACCUCAGUCAGAAUUAUAACAAUAACUACCAUAUGAGAAUACAAUAAUAGCAAAAUCAAAGUUGUGUAUUUGGUGAAUCAUAUUACAAUCGUCAAAAUACUAACAGUCGAAUUGGCUUUUGAAUUUAGAAUACUUUUUGCCUACAACUUUUAAGGAAAUGCAACGUUUUUGCAUUAUAGUAUUUAUAAUCCACGCGAGCCUCGGCGACCAUAACCGAUGCGCAAAAUAAUUAUGGUAGGCGCAAGAAUCGCGCUAUCAUAUUGGACCCGUAGAGCGCUGUGUUGUAUAACGUAUAGUCAUUAUUAAAAGCCACAGAUUCCACAAAAAUUAUGUAGAAUAGGCUCUGAACAAAGUGACUAAAAUUCUCGAGCAAAGCGUGAAUCUGUGGCUUGCAAUGUUAGCUUUAGCUUAGUUAUUUAUAUCGGAAUCAACCUUUCCAUAGAUAGGCGCGAUUUUGGCGCACGCGCCGCUGCCUGUCAAUUCGUAUUAAUAGAUUGCUUAUAAUUAGGAUGAUUUGAGUGAAUGUAUAAGAAAGAAAUUGAAACAAGCUAUAAGACCAUGCAAAAUAAACCAUCUCAUAAACCAAAUUCCGAUUUUGGUGUAUCUUAAAAAUCUAGUGACAUAUUAUGGCACUUACCGAUUAUGGAAGAUGUGUUUAGAAAUAAAGUUUGUGUGUAUUUAUGUACGCACGCAAGGAAUUAUUUUACUGUGUCGUAACAAAAUAACAGUCCUUAAAUAUUGUUAUGCCUCGUGGUAUUUUACGUUUGUAAAAAGAAUAAUAUUGUAAUAAAGAAGGUAUUAAAUACAACCAACGAAAAUACAUAUUAAUUUACCUCAUAAUUUUGUUGAAUAACGUUUAUUUAAAUAUAAUUAAAUUGUU
Molecule: messenger RNA, 5070 nt
Organism: Leptidea sinapis
Lineage: Eukaryota; Metazoa; Arthropoda; Insecta; Lepidoptera; Pieridae
Product: zwittermicin A synthase ZmaJ-like
Exons: 17
Coding region: 141-2717 (858 amino acids)
Source: RefSeq, a predicted model, not a curated record